Molecule: messenger RNA, 1953 nt
Organism: Seriola dumerili (greater amberjack)
Lineage: Eukaryota; Metazoa; Chordata; Actinopteri; Carangiformes; Carangidae
Gene: nr1i2
Product: nuclear receptor subfamily 1 group I member 2
Exons: 9
Coding region: 165-1484 (439 amino acids)
Biological process (GO): positive regulation of transcription by RNA polymerase II; negative regulation of transcription by RNA polymerase II; cell differentiation
Molecular function (GO): nuclear receptor activity; zinc ion binding; RNA polymerase II cis-regulatory region sequence-specific DNA binding
Source: RefSeq, a predicted model, not a curated record
UCAAACAACACGUCCAACAGAACAGGAAGAGCUAAUGCGAUACUCGUUCACGCCUGUUGAGCGUUGAGUGAAUCCUAAAAUCCACCGGGAUUAACAGCGGUGAGGUGGAACCCUGUGGACUACAUACAGUUGUUUUGACAUCUGGAAUCACCAAAUCAGUAAGCAUGAGCAAGAAGCCCACUGGAGCAGAGACCAUCUGUGAGGCACUCAUGAGGCAAAAUGAAGAGGAUGAAGAGGAAACAGUGUCUGAAGAUGAGGAGCCCAGAGCUUGCGGUGUGUGUGGAGAUCAGGCCAAAGGUUACCACUUCAAUGCCUUGACAUGUGAAGGCUGCAAAGGCUUCUUCAGACGUGCCAUAAAGAGGUCAACGCAGCUCCGCUGUCCAUUCCUGAAUAAAUGCAGUAUAACCAAAAACAACCGCCGGUCAUGUCAAGCCUGUCGCCUCCGCAAAUGCCAGGCCAUAGGCAUGCGCAAAGAAAUGGUCAUGUCUGAGAAGGAGGUAUUGGAGAGGAGGAUCCGAAUCAAGAAAAAAAAGAUGCUUGACGCCCCAAUACAGCUCUCAUCACAGCAGAAGGAAACCAUUCAGGAGCUACUCUGUGGCCACCGCCGCACAUUUGACUCAGCAUUUUCCAGCUUCAGUGGCUUUAGGCCUAUGGACAGAAUCAUCCUUUCUGUGAGUGAGUACAACCAGCCUACAAGGGAGCCCUUUAACCCCCUGACAAACUGCCCUACAAACAUCUGCACUAAAACCAGUAAAUCUGCCACAGGCCCCAGAACAUCCUCAUGUGCCAACUUCCUCUCCUCCUCCAGUUUUUGUGGUUCCUUUGAAAAACAAAAGAACCGAGAAGGAGAAGAGGUUACAAAAAACAUUAUUUUUACUGCUCUUCCACACGUGACUGACCUCACCACUUAUAUGAUCCAGGACAUCAUCAGUUUCUCCAAAAGUCUACAGGACUUCAGGUCUCUAACCAUGGGGGAUCAAAUUGCCCUGUUGAAGGGGGCCACAUUUGAAAUUAUGCAGAUCCGCUUCAACAUGGUGUUCAAUGCUAAAGCAAGCAUCUGGGAAUGUGGCCAUAUUACAUACUGCAUAGAUGACGCUGUACGAGCGGGUUUCCAGCCGCUCCUCCUGGAGCCUCUGUUCAAAUUCCACCACACACUACGCACACUGGGCCUGCAAGAGGAAGAGUAUGUUCUUAUGCAAGCCAUGUCCCUGUUUUCUCCAGAUCGUCCAGGUGUGCAGCAACACAGUGUGAUUGAUGAGCUUCAGGAAAACUUGGCACUGACACUAAAAACCUGGAUUGACUGCAAGAGAACAGGCCCAGAGAAACAUUUGCUGUACCCCAAAGUGGUGGCCUGUCUUACAGAAAUGAGAACAAUGACUGAGGAGUACAGUAAACAGGUUCUGCAGAUCCAGGACAUCCAGCCGGACGACAUCUCUCCCCUUAUAUUGGAGGUGGUCAGUAGAAACCCCUGUGAUGACUUCUAAGACAGACACCUACUGUACAUGGACAGCUAAAGCACUCUGGGUCCACCUCUGUUAUUUAAUAAUGGAGACCCCAAACUGAAAACCAACUGAAUGUGCUCCUUGAUUUAAAGGGAAGUAUUCUGUUGUGUAAAAUACUAAAGAACACAUUUCUGUCAUUAAGCUUUGAACGCAAAAAAUCACAAACACAUGAAGAUGCGUGUUCAUGUCAUCCGUCCUCUGCACACAACCUGCAGGUCAAAGAAACCAUGAGUGAAGCAGCAUUAACUUUUACAAAGUUUGUUUAAACUGGUUACAGUACUGUUGGAUUGUGGCGAAUUUGUCACUUUUGUGCUAUUUGUUUAACUUACACUAAAAACAUAUUGUGGGUGCAUGAAUGAAUGUCGACUUCAAGUUGGGAGGUUUAAUGUUUUUUUUGUCACACAGAAUUGUCUGUAAAGUGUGUUAUUUUCUCAGAAUGAAAAAGGGCUGC